UCGCCAUUGGAGGCAGCCAAGCAGCUGUGUUUAUAAAUGAGCACCUCCCCUGCAACUGCAACUUCCAUUCCCAGUUUCAGCAUCAACACCUGAUCUUUAGUCUUUGCUCCGUUCUAUCUUGCUUGUCCCUUGCAAGUUUGAGUGUAGAAGGAGCGAGCUGAAGAGAGCUAGCUAGAUAGACAAGGGAGAGGACAGUUCUUGGCUUAUAUUUACAGGUUCUUCCACAUUUCAGCAGGCUUAGAGCAAGUUUGAGUUUGAGGAGAGAUGGGCAAGUUUGUGAGGCAAUGUGACAUGGAGGUCAUGAAGAUGGCCAUGCUCAAGCAUGAGGAGACCUUCAGGCAACAGGUUCACGAGCUGCACCGCCUGUACCGCAUCCAGACACAGCUCAUGGGGGCCGACCUCAGCACCCGCCGGCAGCCGCGGCGGCGCGGCAACAAGCAGCCACGCCGGGCGCUCAACCUGCAGCUCCCCGCCGACGAGUACAUCGUUGGCGCCGCCGACGAGGACGACGACGGCUGCGGCACCGGGGCUGAGCUGGAACUGACGCUCGCCGUGGGAGGGAGGAGGACCGGCUCCGGCACCGCCCGCAAGAACAACGUUAGCAAGAGAGGACAGGCCAAACACGACGGCGCCGGCGGCUUCUCCUCCCCCUUCGCUUCCGACUGCUCCGGGGGCACGAGCCUUUCGUCGUCGCCGCCGUCGUCGGCCGAGUACUCGGAGAGCGCCUUCGGGGUUGAGCUCCACGGCGGUUACCCGGGGGUGGCGGCACCGCCGCCGUGCCAGAGAGCCAUGACGUUCGACCUCGGCGUGGCGGAGGCGAUGAAGCAGCACCAGUCGCCCUGGCAGCUGGUGCAGUGCCAGUACCUCAGCCUCAGGAUGACAUGAACGAAUCAACUCCUUCGAAGCUCGUUGAUCAUAUAUAUCAUCAUCACCAUCCAAGCCAUGGCCAUGGCCAUGGCAUGAUCGCGUUGUACUACUUAGUAGCUUGUGUUGCAUUGUAGAAGCAAGUAGCCAUGAGUAUUCCUUAUCUUUUCUUUCCCUUUUUGCUGUUGCUUAGAUGUGUGCCAUUGAUGGAGCUCGGGGAGGACCGGGUUCUGAAUUCCGAUCCUCAUCCCAAGCUGCUGCUAAUUAGUUAAUCAUGACAAAUGAGUGCAUGCUGAUUGAUUAGUCAUCGAUGUUCAGAGCCGAGACUGGUGUGAAUUGAUGAA
Triticum dicoccoides is the source of this 1208-nucleotide messenger RNA. RefSeq lists its product as uncharacterized. The transcript has 3 exons. Lineage: Eukaryota; Viridiplantae; Streptophyta; Magnoliopsida; Poales; Poaceae. Bases 265 to 885 code for a protein of 206 amino acids. The record is from RefSeq and is a predicted model, not a curated record.